CGCAACAAUCCAAUCCUCUCCGCUGCGUCUCGCGCGACUCGAUGGCGGCGGCUGCGGUGAUGGUUGCUCCACCAUCCUCUUCCACGGCCGACGCGGCGGUGGCGGGGGCGGGGCCUGCGCUGGAGGCGGAGGCGGCCGUGCCGGCGCCUGCUCUCCCCCGGAGCCAGCAGCCGAUGCUCGUCGAGGGCAGGGGCCCGAAGCUGCGUGACCACGCCUACAGCCGCAAGCAGAAGUCGCUCGGCCUCCUCUGCUCCAACUUCGUGGCUCUGUACAACCGCGACGACGUGGAGUCUAUCGGGCUGGACGACGCGGCCAGGAGGCUCGGCGUGGAGAGGCGCCGGAUCUACGACAUUGUCAACGUGCUCGAGAGCGUCGGGAUACUCGUGAGGAAGGCCAAGAACCGGUAUUCUUGGAUAGGCUUCGCCGGCGUCCCAAUGGCACUGCGAGAACUCAAGGAGAGGGCAUUGAGAGAGAAGUCUGGCUUGGCUCCUCUGCCCGUAGAGGAUCCAUCUGCGGCCAAUAUGUCGGAUGACGAAGACGAGGAUAAGAUGGGUGAUGUUGAUGGUGACACUGGGAGCGAGAAGCUGAGUCAACCAGUUGACAACCCUUCUGACAAGCCAGGCGCACCUCGCUGCCGGCUUAGAUCUGACCAUAGGAAGGAGAAGUCGCUUGGAUUGCUCACGCAGAAUUUCGUGAAGCUCUUCCUCACCAUGGAGGUUGACACGAUCUCACUUGAUGAAGCUGCAAAGCUGUUACUUGGAGAAGGUCAUGCAGAGAACAGUAUGAGAACUAAAGUCCGGAGGCUAUAUGACAUUGCUAACGUGCUGUCGUCUAUGAACUUCAUUGAGAAGAUACAGCAAGCUGACUCAAGGAAACCUGCAUUCCGGUGGUUGGGCUCACCGGGGAAACCAAAAGCAGAAAAUGGUGUCACAAUUGCCCUACCUCCACCAGGGAAGACCAUGUCGAACAAGAGAGCAUUUGGGACUGAACUCACUAACAUUGACAUGAACAGAAGCAAACUGGAUUCAGCAAUCCCGAAGAAAGCAAAGCUAACACAGAGUGGUGGUGACAUUUUGAAGGAUUGCAAAUUGUCAGUGCAGAGACAGCUCAGGCAAGGUAGCGUGGGUGGUUUUGUUUAUGGGCCUUUCCACCCUGCUGGUGCAAGAAAACAAGAGCUCGACGAUGGUAAUAAAAGACAAACAGAUAGUGCUCAGGACUGGGAGAGCUUUGCUGCUUCAUUUCGACCACAAUACCAGAACCAAGCAUUGGGCGAUCUUUUUGCUCAUUAUGUGGAAGCCUGGAAAUCAUGGUACUCUGAAUUUGCGCAAGGCAGCAGCAUGAUGCAGCAGCACUUUGGCAUGCAUGUCAUUAACCAAUUUUUGUAGCCAAACCAGUAAUCUCAAGCACUGUAGUUCUUAGUUCAUGCUUGGGAUUUAUUUAACUGUACAAUGUGUCAAGAAAAUGUGGGGAACAAAGACAUAACAUAGGCCUAGGAUUCAUUGUAUUUACUCAAUCCAGGAAAUAUCCAGGCUAUUUCAGUCUUAAAGGUAAACUCACCUCAUUGUUAGUCAUGAUUUCUCUGCUGUUUAUUCGUCCAGCUAUAACCUUGCUUACCUUUGU
Messenger RNA from Oryza brachyantha (malo sina), 1620 nucleotides. Its product is annotated as E2F transcription factor-like E2FE. The coding region runs from base 42 to 1385 and encodes 447 amino acids. The transcript is spliced from 10 exons. The record is from RefSeq and is a predicted model, not a curated record. Gene Ontology annotation, molecular function: DNA-binding transcription factor activity, RNA polymerase II-specific; RNA polymerase II cis-regulatory region sequence-specific DNA binding. Lineage: Eukaryota; Viridiplantae; Streptophyta; Magnoliopsida; Poales; Poaceae. Gene Ontology annotation, biological process: regulation of transcription by RNA polymerase II. Gene Ontology annotation, cellular component: RNA polymerase II transcription regulator complex.